This is a messenger RNA of Knipowitschia caucasica, 1239 nucleotides long. Lineage: Eukaryota; Metazoa; Chordata; Actinopteri; Gobiiformes; Gobiidae. The record is from the annotation of a GenBank genome assembly.
AUGUGGCUCAACACGAAGACCCGCACAGAGAAAGACCCGCACAGAGAAAGACCCGCACAGAGAAAGACCCGCACAGAGAAAGACCCGCACAGAGAAAGACCCGCACAGAGAAAGACCCGCACAGAGAAAGACCCGCACAGAGAAACAGAAGCUCAGCAGCAGUUUGAGAAUGAGUCGCCUUCGCUCACCGCGACUCCAGCCCAGGCCACUCCAGGCUGCUCCUGUCCGACAGACGCACGGCUUCUCUGCCCGUCCCAGAACAUGGGGAACCUCCUGAAAGUGUUGACGUGCACAGACCUGGAGCAGGAGCCCAAUUUCUUCCUGGACUUUGAAAACGCCCAGCCCACGGAUGCGGAGCGCGAGGUGUGGGAGCAGGUGGACGCGGUUCUCCGAGACGCCAAGGGGAUCCUAGACGAGCUCCAGGCGUACAACGGGGCCGGACAGGAGAUCAGAGAGGCCAUACAGAAUCCCACUGACGAGGCGCUGCAGGAGCAGGCGUGGGCCGCUGUGGUUCCUCUCGUCUGGAAACUGAAGAAAUUCUAUGAGUUUUCCCAGAGAUUAGAGGCGGCGCUGCACAGCCUCCUGGGAGCUCUGACCAGCGAGACCUACGACGACCCCACUCAGCACUUGGAGCGGGAGCAGGCGCUGGCAAAGCAGUUCGCCGAGAUCCUGCACUUCACUCUGCGCUUCGACGAGCUCAAAAUGACGAACCCUGCCAUUCAGAACGACUUCAGCUACUACAGGAGAACGCUGAGUCGAAUGCGAAUCAACAAUGUCCCGGCUGAAGGAGAGAACGAGGUCAACAACGAGCUGGCCAAUCGGAUAUCUCUGUUCUACGCUGACGCCACGCCCAUGCUGAAGACCAUGAGCGACGGCACCACCAAGUUUGUCUCCGAGAACAAGAACCUUCCUAUUGAGAACACAACAGACGUCUUAAGCACGAUGGCCAGUGUGUGUAAAGUCAUGCUGGAAACGCCCGAGUACCGGAGUCGAUUCAGCAGCGAUGAGACGGUCUCCUUCUGUCUGCGGGUCAUGGUGGGAGUCAUCAUCCUCUACGACUACGUGCAUCCGGUCGGAGCGUUCGCAAAGUCGUCAAAAAUCGAUAUGAAAGGCUGCAUCAAAGUCCUCAGAGAGCAGCCGCCGAACAGUGUGGAAGGCCUUCUCAACGCUCUCAGGUACACGACCAAACAUCUAAACGACGAAUCCACCAACAAGACCAUCAAGAGCAUGCUGCAGUAG